Messenger RNA from Doryrhamphus excisus (bluestripe pipefish), 1751 nucleotides. The record is from RefSeq and is a predicted model, not a curated record. Lineage: Eukaryota; Metazoa; Chordata; Actinopteri; Syngnathiformes; Syngnathidae.
ACGCGUUUCACUUUUACUUAUAAAUACAGAUAUUGGUCAUUUAAUGUCUGACAGCAACGCUUUAUAUUGUCUUCGAGUUUUUGUAAGCAGUGUGCGUUCGUCGGGGUGAUUUCUAGCUUUGUGGGGGCAAUUUUUUGUUUGUCAAUCUACGAUGACAAUUUGUCCCUAACCUUUAUCAGGGGUUCAAAACUCAAAACAUACUUUAGGUUGUGGGCCUAACUGUACAUUACAACCCCACCCCCUAUUAUUUAUCCUAAACUUUUUAACACGUCUGUAAAUACAAGCGUCACGUUUGAAUACAACUUCUAAAUGAAAUAUUUAUAAAUAAAUGACUCAACAUCAACUGGUUAGCUACCUGUUUGAGACCACUGUGAUAGCAUCACUGUACAACUUGACAUCAUCAAUUGACUAAUCAUUUUAUGGGCUAUUGUUCAUUUUCCCGAUAGUUUAGAAACAAAAGUGAAAGUCAAGACGAGAUGUGUCGCAUAUUUGGUCACACAAGUGCCAGCAAGGCACUCAUAUAGUAUUCAUAUAGUAUUACUUACAGAGGCCCUAUUAUACUCAUUUUCACACUUCUGUACCCCUAUAGAGUAGCUACACAUGAUACAUUAGAACUCUUUCUAGAGCUUCCAGGCUUUGCACCUCUUCCUGCAGAUGCAUUGUUUCCUUGGGUUUCCUGCCUUUCAUACCUGCCUACUCUGCUGUGAUUGGUCACAUGCAGUCUGCUUGCUGUAUGCACACUCUACGUCUUGUUGCCGGGAUGUCUUACACGGUGGUUUUCUUUGAUCUGGUGACAACCGGGCUGAACACCCGUGGGUGUGACAUCAUCCAGAUAGGAGCCAUCAAUGGUGACCACACCUUCAAUGCCUACACUGUCCCCCGUUGCAAUAUCAGCAAGAAGGCCAGAAAGGUUCACGGGUUUUCGGUGUAUGAUGACGCUCUGUACCAACACAGGUUCUUUAAGCCCACCUUCGAUCUCUACUACGCUCUCGACUCUUUCAUCAACUUCCUGGGCUGCUUCCAAGGGCCUGUGUACCUGGCUGCCCACAACGCCGAUCGCUUUGACGUCCCCGUGCUCAUCAGGGCGCUGGAGGAGUUUUCCCUCCUGGAUAAUUUCUGGGGGGUGGUGGACAAUAUUUUGGACACCUUAUGGCUGAGUGAGAUGCUCUACCCAAAAGGCUCUAUCGACAGUGACUCCCAAGAGCACUUGGUGAAGUACUACCUGAACCAGACAUACAACGCCCUGGAAGAUGCCAGGAUGCUACAGGAGCUCUUUGACUAUUGGCAGCCAAACCCACAUUGCGUUCAGAAUUCCUUGAUAUUCCAGUAGAGAAUUUUAAUGACUUCUUUUAGUUAUUCCACUGUGGAAAAUAAUUUUCAUUCAUUCAUUCAUUCAUUCAUUUUCUACCGCUUUUUCCUCACAAGGGUUGCGGGGUGUGCUGGAGCCUAUCCCAGCUGUCUUCGGGCGAGAGGCGGGGUACACCCUGGACUGGUUGCCAGCCAAUCACAGGGCACAUAUAGACAAACAACCAUUCACACUCACAUUCAUACCUAUGGGCAAUUUUCUAUGAAUAAAGAUCAUGGCCUUAUUUUGUAACCACUUCCUUUGUCGGUCCCUAAUUUAAUGAUCCCUAUUUAGUUCAGGUGCGUGCUCUUUCUGUCGUGGCUUCAUUGUGAAUUGUCGUUGGUUUGGUUCGUUUGGUGGGUUUUGUAUCCUGCUGCUGCCAUUCGCAAUAAAAGAUUCAUUUUUA